AAGAAGAAGAAACUGUUCUAUAGUUUUGUGGUUAUUUUCCCAAGUAUUUGAGGCAAUUCUAAGCGGAUAUGUUUUAGUAUGCUCUUUUUUAAAAUAUUGUUUUAAGUGUUGCAAGGCUACUGGAUAAAUGAACCUAGUUGAGACAUAGAUCCCGCUAAAAUUAUUUUAGUACAUAAGUAAAACAGAAUUCGGAUCUGAUAACCUUAAACUAUAAUGGAUUGCAGUUCAAAAUACAACAUAAAUCAAUCCAAAAUCUCUUUGAAACUAAAUCCUGUGCCAAUACUGUUCAAUAAGAAUGGACCUUCACCCAAAAAAAUUAAAUUGAGUGAUAAUUUUCAUAGAAAUGCUAACUUCUUUGCUAAUGGAAAUUCUCUACCCAAAAUAAGUAUUCAAGACCAACGACGGAACCUUCCAAUUUUUGAGAAGAGAAAUAAACUCCUUGAAAUUAUUAAACGACAUAAAACAUUGAUAAUAAUAGGAGAGACGGGCAGCGGUAAAACCACACAGAUUCCUCAGUACAUAUAUUCGGCUCGAUUGCAAGAGAAUGGUAAAAUAGCAGUUACACAACCGAGAAGGGUUGCAGCUAUAAGCAUUGCAAUGAGAGUUGCUCUUGAACAUGGAAAUGGGAUGUCUGUUGGAGAUGUUGUUGGUUACAGUGUGAGAUUUGAAGAUGUGACCUCAAAAAAAACAAAAAUAAAGUAUCUGACAGAUGGUAUGUUGUUGAGGGAGGCAAUGUUGGAUAGGUUGUUAUUGGAUUAUAAUGUUGUUAUAUUAGAUGAAGCUCAUGAGAGGACAAUUCAUACUGAUAUUCUUUUUGGUGUAGUAAAAUCGGCACAGAAAAUUAGAGCGGAAAGGAACCAUCCACCACUUAAAAUAAUUAUUAUGUCUGCAACAAUGGAUGUGGAUCAUUUUUCAAGGUAUUUUAAUAACUGUCAAGCCGCUUACCUAGAGGGGCGCACCUACCCAGUAAAUAUUUUUUAUACAGUAAAACCGCAUGAUGAUUACCAAACAAGUUGUGUAGCAACAUUUUUCAAAAUUCAUCAAGAAGCACCAGCCAAUCAUGAUGUUCUAAUAUUUCUUACCGGGCAGGAGGAAAUAGAGGCUUGUGCUCAUCAAAUCAGACUCUUAGCAAAGGAUCCAGAUGUAGAAGGUCCACCAGUUCGAGUUUGUACUUUAUAUGCAGCACAACCUAACAGCCAGCAGAUGGCGGUGUUUCAGCCGACCCCAAGUGGUACCCGUAAAGUUGUUAUAAGCACCAAUAUUGCAGAAACAAGUGUUACUAUCAGUGGUAUUAAAUAUGUUAUUGAUGGCGGAAUGGUCAAAUCCAGGAGUUUUCAUCCGUCUACUGGUUUAGAAUUACUUAAAAUUCAAAGAAUAUCUCAGGAACAAGCCUGGCAGCGUAGUGGUAGGGCUGGCAGACAAUCUGAAGGUUUUUGUUAUCGCAUAUACACCAGAUCCCAGUUUGAACUGAUGAAACCAACGAGCAUUCCCGAAAUACAGAGGGCCAAUCUAAAUUCAGUGGCCUUACAAUUAUUAGCGUUGGAUAUUCACAUGCUUCAUUUUGAUUUUUUGGACAAGCCGCCGAAAGACAGUAUCCAAGCAGCGUUCGAACAAUUGAAGCUGUUGGGGGCCAUUGAAGAUAUCGAUUCAAUUGCUCUGACUUCCCUGGGGAAAAAAAUGGCACGGUUUCCACUUGAUCCUAAAUUUAGUAAAAUUUUAUUGUCCGCCGAACAAUAUGGUUGUUUACAAGAGGCCUUAACUGUAAUUGCGUUGUUGUCAAGCGAGUCCAUAUUGACCACGCCACGUAGCAAAAGGGAUCAAGCGGAGAGUGUAAGGCAGAAAUUUCGUUCCGGUUAUGGAGAUCACAUAACGCUUCUCAAUAUAUACAGGGAAUUUGACACAAUCGGACAAAAGAAGAAAAGAAAUUGGUGCCAUGAACAUUUUAUUAAUUUUAGGAAUAUCUUGUAUGUUCAGGACGUACGGUCGCAAUUGGAAGAAAUCUGCAAAAAUUUUGACUUGCACAUUUCAUCAUGCGGAAGUCAAAUAGACCAGUUGCGUAAAUGCCUUUUGACGGGGUUAUUUAUGAAUGUAGCAGAACUUCAAAGGGAUAGGCAAUAUGUUACAUUGGACAGGCGCCAAGUUACCUUGAUCCAUCCCAGUUCAGUACUCCAUGGUCAGCAGCCUGCUUAUGUGGUAUUUACGGAGGUUGUCCAAUCGACAAAGUGUUAUCUGCGCGGCAUUAUCUCGAUAGAAGGCGAAUGGUUGAGAGAAAUUGCUCCAGACUAUCUUAGAAAUCAUAAUUUUAGGUAUAGCAAAGAUUGUUGACUUGAAAUGUUAGCAAAGAGUGUUGUUUUUCUGUUUAUAUUUUGUAAUAAUUCAAACGGGUACCAAUACCCAAGUUAUA
Messenger RNA from Cylas formicarius (sweet potato weevil), 2404 nucleotides. RefSeq names its product ATP-dependent RNA helicase DHX33 (gene ath). Bases 214 to 2325 code for a protein of 703 amino acids. The transcript is spliced from 6 exons. Gene Ontology annotation, molecular function: ATP binding; RNA binding. The record is from RefSeq and is a predicted model, not a curated record. NCBI's taxonomy places the organism in Eukaryota, Metazoa, Arthropoda, Insecta, Coleoptera, Brentidae. Gene Ontology annotation, cellular component: nucleolus; intracellular anatomical structure. Gene Ontology annotation, biological process: positive regulation of transcription by RNA polymerase I.